GAGUUAUUUGAAAAAAAAAAGUCCAUAUCUGCAAUUGAAAAAUGGGUACUAACCACUUUUCCUUGACUGAUUUUAUCACUUCAAUUUUUAUUACUAAAAAUAAAAAAUAAGAGUUAGAAAACCUAAAGAAUAAUUGAGUUAGAAAUGACAAAGAUUAUAAUUCUUUUUUAGUUCUAAACUAGACGGACACUUUCUCUAGUCCUAAAACCCCUUCAUACUACCUGGUACUCGAUCGCAUUCGUUCAAUCAUCAACUCAUGAAAGCAUGGUUUCUCUCCUCUCUCUCCUCCUCCUCCUCUUCAUGCUCGUCGAAAUUAAAGCCGCGCCCACUUCUGACUCCUUCACCUACAACGGCUUCAUCGGCUCCGAACUCCACCUCGACGGCAUAGCCGAGGUGGCCGGGAACGGCCUCUUGGUGAUGACCAACACCACCAAGAACCAACAAGGCCACGCCUUUCACUCCUCCCCUCUCCAAUUCAAGAACGCCAACCGCACGGUUGAGUCUUUCACCACCACCUUCGCCUUCGCGAUCGCCUCCGAGUACGCGGACGUGAGCGCGCACGGCCUCGCCCUCGUUCUCUCCCCGACGCGGGGCCGCCCGGGCGCGCUCGCGGUCCAAUACCUCGGCCUCUUCAACCAGUCCGACAACGGGAGCCCCGCCAACCAUGUGGCGGCUGUCGAGCUCGACACCAUCUACAACGUCGAGUUCGACGACCUCGACAACAACCAUGUCGGGAUCGACAUCAACGGCCUCCGAUCGGCCGCAGCGGCCCCCGCUGCGUACUACGACGAGGGCGGGAAAUUGACCAACGUGAGCCUGUAUAGCGGCGAGCCCAUGCUGGUGUGGGUGGAGUAUAGCAAAGAGGAGACGAAGCUCGACGUGACAAUCGCACCCGUCGACGCGCCCAAGCCGACGAUCCCUCUUUUAUCCCUCCCAGUCGAUCUCUCUUCAGUGAUCGAAGAAACCAUGUUCGUGGGCUUCUCUUCUUCAUCCGGAUCGGUUCGAAGCUCGCAAUACGUGCUCGGAUGGAGCUUGCGAAUCGGCGGCGAGGCCCCACCUCUCGAUCUCUCGAAGCUCCCCUCGCUCCCCGCGAGAAAAAGAAGCGAAAAGAGCGCUUUUUUGCUUAUUGGGCUGCCAUUGGCGGGCUCGGCGAUGCUGAUCACAGCGAUUUUGUGCACAAUUUUGGGGGUGCAGAGGAGGAUUAGGUACGCGGAGGUUGUGGAGGAUUGGGAAGGGGAGUACAGAACCCACAGGUUCUCCUACGAGGAGCUGUUCAGAGCCACGAAGGGGUUCAGAGAAACGGAGCUUCUGGGGAUCGGAGGGUUCGGGAGAGUGUACAAAGGGAAGCUCCCGAGCACGGGCGCGGAUGUGGCGAUUAAGAGGGUUUCGCACGGCUCGCGCGAGGGGACGACGAUGAGGGGAUUCGUCGCGGAGAUGGCGAGCAUCGGGAGGCUCCGCCACCGACAUCUGGUGCGGCUCUUCGGGUACUGCAGGCGCAAGGGCGAGCUCUUUCUCGUCUACGAGCUCGUCCCCAACGGGAGCCUCGACAAGCUCCUGUUCUGCGACGCCCCGCCGCCGCCGCCGCUGGACUGGGCGCGGAGGGUCCGGAUCGUGCGGGGGGUGGCCUCGGCGCUCUUCUACCUGCACGAAGGGUGGGAGAAGGUGGUGGUGCACAGAGACGUCAAAGCGGGGAACGUGUUGCUGGACGAGGAGAUGAACGCGAAACUGGGGGAUUUCGGGCUGUCGCGGUUGUACGAUCGCGGAGGAGGGGAUGGGGACGAGGGGGGCGCAGGCGCACGCGCGACGCACGCGGUGGGGACGAUGGGGUACAUGGCGCCGGAGCUCGCGAGGACGGGAAUGGCGAGCCCCGCGAGCGACGUGUACGCGUUCGGGGUGCUCCUCCUCGAGGUCGCGUGCGGGAGGAGGCCGAUCCCGCCGAAGGAGUCGGCGGGGGCGGGGGAGCCGGCGCCGAAUCUAGUGGAUUGGGUGCUGGGGUGUUGGAGCCGCGGGGCGAUUCGCGACGUGGUGGAUCGGAGGUUGGGGAUCGCCGUGGAUGGGGAGGAGGCGGAGGAGGCGGAGAAGGUAUUGAGAUUAGGGUUGAUGUGCGCGCACCCCGAUGCGACGGCGCGGCCGAGGAUUGGGAGGGUGAUGCAGUACCUGGGUAGGGAGCUCCGGCUCCCGCCCCCGCCCCCGCCCCCGCCCCCGCCCACGGAGAUCGCCGAGGCGGAGGGCUGCGGCGGCGCCGCCGGUGGAGAAAAAAUCGGGUGUGAGGAGAAGGGGGUGAAGUGCGAGAGCCCUGACGAGAGUUCAGGGGGAUCGUCGGCGGAGACGAAGACGACGACGACGACGACGGAGUCCCUCCUCCAUGGAAGGUGAUUGGUUGGUAGACUGAAGGGUGGGCAACAGUUGAAGGUGAAAAUGUACGUACACCUCCCUACUUGGUCUUUUUUUUUUUUUUUUUUUUUUUUUGUCAAAAG
Molecule: messenger RNA, 2477 nt
Organism: Ananas comosus (pineapple)
Lineage: Eukaryota; Viridiplantae; Streptophyta; Magnoliopsida; Poales; Bromeliaceae
Product: L-type lectin-domain containing receptor kinase IV.2-like
Exons: 1
Coding region: 265-2376 (703 amino acids)
Biological process (GO): protein phosphorylation
Cellular component (GO): plasma membrane
Molecular function (GO): protein kinase activity; carbohydrate binding; ATP binding
Source: RefSeq, a predicted model, not a curated record